Molecule: messenger RNA, 1482 nt
Organism: Heterobasidion irregulare TC 32-1
Lineage: Eukaryota; Fungi; Basidiomycota; Agaricomycetes; Russulales; Bondarzewiaceae
Exons: 5
Coding region: 1-1482 (493 amino acids)
Source: RefSeq, a predicted model, not a curated record
AUGGCUGUCGCCCAUCGUGCAUCGUCUAGGCGACGCCCCGCGACCCCGCCCGAUUCGCAUUCGACUCGCAACCCGCUGCUGCUGCCGUACCAUACGGUACGGCCUCCACCACCGAGCCCUCUCUCCCGCGCGACUUCUCCGCCCGUCCUGGCCUCUCGCUGUCCUACAUUCGCUGUUGCUGCUGCUGCUGCUGCCGCCGCCCGAGUCGCUCAAGUCGGCUGCCAGAACACCCGCCGCGCGCGCACGUACGAUGUGUGCUUUGAUCGCCAAGUCCUGACUGCGCGGUGCGGCGAGGGGCCCGCGGCGCACGCCGCCGCCGCCGCCGCCGUUUCCGCGGCGCGGCGCGACACACCCGCGAUGCCGGUGCCCGCGCACGCGCUACCCCACCCCCACAUCUCCACACUCCCCCCAGCCCUGCGACCUCCUUCCUCCUUCCUCCACUUUCUUUUCUUUUCCCUCCUCCCUUGUUUUCUUUCCCUCUUUCCUCCUCCCACUACCGCUUCUAGCCGCCCGAUGCCGCAAACUCGCGACCCCUCACCCCAUAUCAAUUCGACUCGCCUGACCUCUCCCUCGCACGCACACACGCACACACGCUCCCGUGUCGCCCCCGUCCGCGCACGAACCCCAGCCGCGGCCCCGGUCUGGCCUCCAUGGCCCUGCGGCGGCCACGCGCCUUGGGCGUUCUUCGUGGCCCUUGCUUCUUCCUGCGUCCUGCGCCCCGCCCGCCAACCUGCCUUCUCCUCUCGCCCUCCGCUUCCUCGUCUCGCUCGCUCCCCUCGCCUCUUCGAGCCUCUCCGAGCCUCUUUAAGCCUCUCCGCUCUGCGUGUCCGCUCACAUAAAUGCACGCGCGCGUCCCAGUCCCAGUCCCGGCGCCGGUGCGCGUGCCGACGCGCCCUUCUCCGCUUCACGCUCUCCACCGGCGGUCGUCGCAUCCAGCGGGUCCCCGCGGCGUCGCGCGCCCGCGUGCGGGUGUGCGCCGUGCACUGUCGCUCGUGCGGCGUGUCGUGUCAUUAUCGCGUCGUGUCGUGCCAUUAUCGUGUCGUGUCUUGUUCAUGCCGCGUCGUGUUCAUGCUGUGCCAUGCCGUGUCGUGCCGUGCCGUGCCGUACGUGCCUCGCCUCGCCUGUCCCUCCUACCCACCCACCGCCGUCACACGACAACAGGCCCCAUAUAAGUUAAAUACGACCCACGCGGAGACGGUACGGCAUACGCGACCACGAGCCGCUCUGCGACUCGUGCCGCGCUUGCUUGCUUGUUUGGGCUUCGACUUGUCCUCUCUGCAACAAAGUUAUGUAGCGUACACACACGUCCACACGCACGCACGCACGCACGCAAACGCACACCGCGAUCCAAAGAAACGGCCUCCACAAUCCGAUCUAGGCAUCGAAGAUCCUUCCACAAACAGAUCAGGACUGAACCGCAGGUCCGCACGCACGCCGCACGACGUUCAUCUCCGCGCGCGUCCACCCAACCGCGCAGCAUAG